Molecule: messenger RNA, 2838 nt
Organism: Aspergillus pseudoviridinutans
Lineage: Eukaryota; Fungi; Ascomycota; Eurotiomycetes; Eurotiales; Aspergillaceae
Exons: 1
Coding region: 1-2838 (945 amino acids)
Molecular function (GO): S-adenosylmethionine-dependent methyltransferase activity
Source: RefSeq, a predicted model, not a curated record
AUGGAGGAAGUAAGCGAGGGCUCGGACUCGGACAAGAUCAAGAAUGAUAGUGCUGGGUUUCAUUCGACCACCUCAGGACCGCAGCUGAAACUCAUGACCACGGGUCUUUCUAGCCUUUCUCUCUCAAGGCUGAAUCGUCUUCGUUCGCCAUUGUCUGCAGGCACGAUGUCGUCUUGCUCGGACACGGAAUGGCAGCAACAGAUGCAGAGCUUGGAUGAUCUGUAUGAUGUCACGGAUGAGGACUCCGAGCUGAGCGACGAUUGCACUUCAUUCUCGAGCUCCCGACCGACGAGCCUUACAACUCCCACGACAAGGAAUUCUAUUACCUCGCCACUGAAUCGGAAUCGGUACCCCAGCCUCACAAUACCCUCAUCGACCACGUGGCCCUCGUUACACAAUGCGCCAAAGAGCUCUCCAGUUCCUCCAACGCCGCCGCCGAAGAUACCAGUCUCACCUGCUGCUCUGUCCAUACUUGCGAGAACAGUACCGGCCCUGAAUGCCCCUCCCUCCUUGGAUGGCAGUGUAUCUUCGGACCAGGUCUCCAAUAGCAGCGAGCCAGUAACUCCAGACUUGCAGUCCCUUCCAGAUACUGACUGGAACGCCCCAGAUGUUCAGGUGCGACCGGAAAUGAUAGACAGUCAGCAUGCGGACAUUGAUAGCGAGGGAAUUGACCCCGAAGUUCAAAGCAUUGAGAUAGCCAUUGAGAACCCCGACGAAGAUUGGCAACACGUUCUCGGCAGCUUUCCACCUAUUCCCAGCCAGUCUACGUUGCCGUCGGAUGGUGGUGUUUUUCUCCCUGAAGAUGCCCUCGCAACUUUGAGGCACAUCCCAUUGGGCGGCACACCGGAGCCUUGGUCAGAAACAUCUGCUCAGAACGAAGAGAUGUGGCAGCUCGAGCUACCUGUUGAGCGUCCUCGCAGUGCCGACGAUGCGACUCCAGCCUCAGCCCUCUCCGGAUACAGCUUCAGCGGGCUCAGUAUACCUUCUCCCGGAGGAUUCUUUGCGUCACUUGGUGCUCGAGCUCGUCACACUUGGUCGAUUCCUAGAACUGCUAUGCCGCCCUCUUCUGCCAUCGCGGAAAGUUUCUACAACUUACCCUUUGGUCGCGAUGACGGAGAAGUAGUCGAACAAAUCAUUGAAUAUCCCGAGCGAUGCACCGAGGAGCAAUUAACUGCGACCUAUGUACCCGAGGGGCCCCCAACUGCAAUCAAGAUACCCUCGGAGGCAUCAUCAUUCCCCCUGGAGUAUCAAGACAGCCCUGUGAGCCCUGUAGCGGAUGCAGUGCACGAGAUUUCAAGACCCGCCACCUAUUGCGAAAGCCAGGAUCGUGAUGAAGACUACGAGGAGGAACUGAAAAGAAAGGCAAUGUCAAGUCUGGAUCGGACGAGUGUCUGGUUGGCGGCGCAGCAGACCUAUCUUGCUGCACUCCGAGAAACGAACCCUGUCAACUCCUUGGAGAAUGAAGAGUCGGACGCACUCGAAGGGGUUCGAGAUGAUUGCGAGCAGAACGCCCCUGGGCUAUGUCGCAAAAAAUCUGUCCGCUUCGCCGAGUCCGUAUCUGAAGCAGCCCGACCACCUUCUGCCCUGGCGAGUAAAGACUCGAUCUAUUGGCGAGGCUUCCAAUCGGUGCUUGGGUGUUCGACUCGUCGAGAUAGCUUCAUUCAUAGAAGCACGCGCUUUGACGCUGUGCAGUCAAUUCGAUCAGGUUUGCUCAGCAUGCAUAUCAACUGUUUGCUGGGGAAUUAUGAGCUGGUGCGCCCCGAACGACCUCCCUACAAGGGUCCAUUCUCACAGGCUCCCCGCAAUUCCGUACUUACGUCGGUAUUGGCAGAGAAGGCGCAAUUCUCCAUCCUGGAGAAGGAGCAAUUGGUCUUAUCUCAGCUUCGUCCGCCCAUGUGGGCCAUGGACGCUCUCAGGUACCUUAAUGGCGGCCACCUGGUCACCAGUCCCGCCCGGAGGCGUCUUUCCACAGCAACUGCACAACCCGCGCCUUCCCAGAGACCUAGAGGACGCCGGGUGAGAGUUUUGGACCUGGGCGGACACGCCUCCUGCGAAUGGGCGUGGCAGCUUGCCCACGAUUAUCCCAACGUUAAAGUCUAUACUGUGUUUACUGAGCACCAAGCAGUUAACCAUGGCGUCAAAGGCCCGUCUAAUCAUUGCCAGAUUGCCGUGUCUCAACUUUGGAAACUACCGUUCUCGGACAACAAGUUCGACCUGAUCUCGGCCCGGUCACUGCCUGCCUUGCUGAAGAACGAGCGCCCGGUCGGGGAGACGCAAGAUGAGUACGACCUUUGCCUACAGGAAUGCCGCCGUUGCCUCAAGCCUGGGGGCUAUCUGGAGUUUUUCGUGAUGGACGCCGAGAUUUCCCGCGCAGGAGCGUAUGCCACUGCUGCUUCGGUUGAGUUCGCGUUCAACCUCAAAACUAGGGGAUAUGACCCGUUACCAACAAAGAGCUUUCUCGGACGCUUGCGAACUGGAGGCUUUGUAGGCGUGAAGAGGGCAUGGAUGUUUCUGCCUAUGGGCAUGGAGCCUGUGAAAGCACAACUUCCCAGAGAGACGCCAGACCCUCGAGUCAAGAGCUGGGUCGACGAAUACGAAGCUGUACACGGGCCUGUGGGCAGCACGGCCGACAUCGCGAGCGUGACAGGUCUCUUUGGAGGCUGGAUGUGGGAACAAUGGCUUCUCAAGCUGCAAGUCGAGAUGGGUCGGGAGCGACACCGGUUGCUCGAAGGUAUCGGUAGCGUUUUUGAUGAGGGCCGCAAGAAUGGCGCAGGCUGGACCUGCUUAUCUGGAUGGGCGAUGAAACCGAAACGCAAGAUGCCGCCCUCGCAGCUUUGA